Molecule: messenger RNA, 1023 nt
Organism: Fusarium pseudograminearum CS3096
Lineage: Eukaryota; Fungi; Ascomycota; Sordariomycetes; Hypocreales; Nectriaceae
Exons: 2
Coding region: 1-1023 (340 amino acids)
Source: RefSeq, a predicted model, not a curated record
AUGGUGCUCGCUUCAUUGCGAAAUUGGCGAGCGCAGUGGCUACCUCCAAAGCCAAAAUUUACUGAGCAGGAUGUGCUCGCUCAGAAUGGACGAGUUUUCAUUGUCACAGGCGGAAAUGCCGGCAUCGGAUACGAGUUGGUCAAGAUGCUGUACGGCACAGGUGCAACAAUAUAUAUGACCUCGCGAUCAAACGAUCGUGCAGAGAGUGCCAUUAAAACCAUCACAUCUGUUGAUCCCCGCCCAUCAAAUCCUGGAACGAUCAAGCCGCUGUGCUUGGAUCUAAAUGAUCUCGAGAGCGUCAAGAACGCCGCUGAAACGUUUGCUAAACAGGAAAGUCGACUUGAUGUGCUUUGGAACAAUGCAGGCACUGGAGGAACUGGAGUCCAGGUUGGAGCCAGAACGAAACAAGGUCUCGAACCAAUGGUGGGCAUGCAUUGCGUAGCAGCCUUACUCUUUACUCAACUUCUGAUCCCCCAGUUACGUACUGCUGCUACCUCGUCGCCAAGACCGUCUCGAGUUGUUUGGACAUGUAGUUUUCUCGGCGAAGCAGCGACACCAACGAAUGGCAUCGACUUCGAUUUUCUCAAAGAAGGUAGUUCUGACCGAGUGCAGAACUAUGCUGUCUCCAAAGUUGGCAACUGGAUGCUAAGUCGCGAGAUGGCAACGCGCUAUGCCGAAGACGGGAUCAUCAGUGUCGCUCAGAAUCCAGGCAACCUCAAGGCCGGGGCCUACGAUGGUACACCAGCAAUUGCCAUGUUCUUCAUGAGAUUCUUUCUCCAUGAUCCGAAAUUUGGAGCCUAUACUGAGCUCUACUCUGGCCUUUCUUUAGAUAUCACCAGCGAGCAUAACGGGUGCUAUGUCAUCCCUUGGGGACGGAUCCGUUCAGAUGACAAAUGUCCACGCAGGGAUAUCAUAAGAGCCAUGAUUCCCCAGUCUGCAGGUGGAUUGGGCUAUACAGGAAAGUUCUGGGACUGGUGCGAGAGGCAGUGGCAACCUUUUGUUGGUGACGUUUUCACCGGUUGA